Molecule: messenger RNA, 216 nt
Organism: Aureobasidium uvarum
Lineage: Eukaryota; Fungi; Ascomycota; Dothideomycetes; Dothideales; Saccotheciaceae
Source: the annotation of a GenBank genome assembly
AUGUCAUCAAAGGAAAACUCGCCUGAGCGGCCGAAUGACAACGCACAGCAGAAUAGCGACUCGGAGAAGGGCAAGGAUGGCAACGAGGAGCCGAAGCCCGUUGGGUUGUUCUCUCCAGAACUCAAGCAUGUGAGGCGAGAGAUUGCCUGGAAAUGGUUGUUGACUACAGUCAUUCUCAUGAUAGCGAUCAUGGGUGUCUUGUCCCUCUGUGAGUAG